Puma concolor (puma) is the source of this 2013-nucleotide messenger RNA. The record is from RefSeq and is a predicted model, not a curated record. Lineage: Eukaryota; Metazoa; Chordata; Mammalia; Carnivora; Felidae.
AUGGCCAUUGUGCAGACUCUGCCAGUGCCACUGGAGCCCACUCCUGAGGCCACCACUGCCCCACAACCUCCAGCCAUGGGCAGCGUGAGCAGCCUCAUCUCAGGCCGGCCCUGCCCUGGGGGGCCAGCUCCUCCCCGCCACCACGGACCCUCUGGGCCCACCUUCUUCCGCCAGCAGGAUGGCCUGCUACGGGGUGGCUAUGAGGCACAGGAGCCACUGUGCCCAGCUGUGCCCCCUAGGAAGGCCGUCCCUGGUACCAGCUUCACCUACAUCAACGAGGACUUCCGGACAGAGUCACCCCCCAGCCCGAGCAGUGACCUUGAGGAUGCCCGAGAGCAGCGGGCACGCAAUGCCCAUCUCCGCGGCCCCCCACCCAAGCUCAUCCCUGUCUCUGGAAAGCUGGAGAAGAACAUGGAGAAAAUCCUGAUCCGCCCAACAGCCUUCAAGCCAGUGCUGCCCAAACCUCGAGGGGCACCAUCCCUACCUAGCUUCCUGGGUCCUCGGGCCGCCGGACUGUCUGGGAGCCAGGGCAGCCUAACACAGCUGUUUGGGGGCCCUGCCUCGUCCUCCUCUUCCUCCUCCUCCUCGGCUGCUGACAAACCCCUGGCACUGAGUGGCUGGGCCAGUGGCUGCCCAUCGGGGACACUGUCUGACUCCGGCCGAAAUUCACUGUCCAGCCUGCCCACCUACAGCACCGGGGGUGCAGAGCCAGCCAACGGCUCCCCAGGCGGGCACCUGCCCUCCCACGGCCCCGGGCGGGGGGCACUGCCGGGUCCAGCCCGAGGGGCCCCUACUGGGCCCUCCCACUCGGACAGUGGUCGGUCUUCCUCCAGCAAGAGCACAGGCUCCCUGGGAGGCCGUGUGGCUGGGGGGCUCUUGGGCAGCGGUGCCCGGGCCUCCCCUGACAGCGGCUCCUGUGGGGAGCGCUCUCCGCCCCCGCCCCCACCCCCGCCACCCCCUUCGGAUGAGGCCCUGCUGCACUGUGUCCUGGAAGGAAAGCUCCGAGACCGUGAGGCAGAGCUGCAGCAGCUGCGGGACAGUCUGGACGAGAGUGAGGUGACCAUGUGUCAGGCUUACGAGGACCGGCAGCGGCACUGGCCGCGGGAGCGCGAGGCCCUGCGGGAGGACGGUGCGGCCCAGGCACAGCGGGCACAGCGGGCCCAACAGCUGCUGCAGCUGCAGGUAUUCCAGCUGCAGCAGGAGAAGCGGCAGCUGCAGGACGACUUUGCACAGCUGCUGCAGGAACGGGAGCAGCUGGAGCGGCGCUGCGCCACCUUCGAGCGGGAGCAGCGGGAGCUCGGGCCGAGGCUCGAGGAGACCAAGUGGGAGGUGUGCCAGAAGUCAGGCGAGAUCUCCCUGCUGAAGCAGCAACUGAAGGAGUCUCAGGCGGAGCUGGUGCAGAAGGGCAGCGAGCUGGUGGCGCUGCGGGUGGCGCUGCGAGAAGCCCGAGCCGCACUACGGGUCAGUGAGGGCCGGGCGCGGGGCCUGCAGGAGGCGGCCCGGGCUCGGGAGCUGGAGCUGGAGGCCUGUUCCCAGGAGCUGCAGCGGCACCGCCAGGAGGCCGAGCGGCUGCGAGAGAAAGCCGGCCAGUUGGACACCGAGGCCGCCGGACUCCGGGAACCCCCCGCGCCACCUGCCACCGCCGACCCCUUCCUCCUGGCGGAGAGCGAUGAGGCCAAGGUGCAGCGGGCAGCGGCCGGGGUCGGGGGCAGCCUGCGGGCCCAGGUGGAGAGGCUACGGGCAGAGCUGCAGCGGGAGCGGCGGCGGGGCGAGGAGCAGCGGGACAGCUUCGAGGGCGAGCGGCUGGCCUGGCAGGCGGAGAAGGAGCAGGUGAUCCGCUACCAGAAGCAGCUGCAGCACAACUACAUCCAGAUGUACCGGCGCAACCGGCAGCUGGAGCAGGAGCUGCAGCAGCUCAGCCUGGAGCUGGAGGCUCGGGAGCUCGCCGACCUGGGCCUGGCCGAGCCGGCCCCCUGCAUCUGCCUGGAGGAGAUCACCGCCACCGAAAUCUAG